AUGACUGCAGUAUACGUUUCCCGCACACAAUUCAAACCACAAUCGCUUUCAGAUAUAAUACUCGCAACGCAAAAUCGGGCAUCCUCAUUCAAGUUCAACGCGAGUUUUGGUCAAGACUCGCAAUUCACGGUACCGAUCACGCUGGGUCACGGGUUCUGUGCGAACGUCACUCUAGUCCCUGGGCAACUGGCGCGUGCAGAACUGACCGUGGACAUCACUACAGUCGGAAUACAGAUAACAUACGAAGCUUAUCUGUCUGGCGUUGUGGCUUUGGCUUACGACCGUCCGCAUAACGGCCAUCAUUUUUGGGCGCCGAACAUAGACCACGUUCUGUACACUUGCGGCACGAAAAACGGCAUCACCUCCGAGCAAUAUAUAAACAUUAGUUAUUACGACAACGCGAAUCUUGUGUUCUUAGAUUUGAAUAGCGGUAUUACGGUGGACGCAUUUCGUGUGCCGGUGUCUGAAUAAUAAUAAUAAAUUGUACACGUGAAA
Messenger RNA from Bombyx mori (domestic silkworm), 495 nucleotides. Its product is annotated as spherulin-2A. The transcript is spliced from 3 exons. The record is from RefSeq and is a predicted model, not a curated record. NCBI's taxonomy places the organism in Eukaryota, Metazoa, Arthropoda, Insecta, Lepidoptera, Bombycidae. The coding region runs from base 1 to 471 and encodes 156 amino acids.